CCCACUUCCUCCCUGCAGCGGCAGUGGGUCGGGGCGUGUUGACGGACCGCCCUGACAGCUGAGUUGAAUUUAGUGAGUCUCACGCAAGCUCAGUCAGACAUCCUGCUACCAACUUCACCGAGUGCUGUUGCCUUACGUUGACAAGAUGUUUUUUGCCAAGAAAUUUAUCGGCGGCAUCAUUGAUGUUGUAAGCAACAUCGACCCAGCCCAGUUUGUGCCCUCUGAACCUCCUCCACCACGCAGGCCACUUGCAUAUGCAGAGCAGCAUGAGAGUGACGAAGAGAAACAGUUCCGCAGAGUCUUUCAGCAACUUGCUGGAGAUGACAUGGAAGUGAGCCCAACUGAGCUGAUGAACAUCCUAAAUAAAAUCAUUUCAAAGCGUGGAGAUCUGAAGACCGAUGGUUUCAGCAUUGAGUCUUGCAGGAGCAUGGUGGCAGUCAUGGAUAGUGACAGCACUGGAAAACUCGGCUUUCAUGAAUUCAAACAUCUCUGGAACAAUAUAAAGAAAUGGCAGGCAAUGUACAAGUCCUACGACACAGAUGGCUCUGGUGUCAUUGGUGCAGAUGAGCUUCCAAAUGCUUUCAGAGCUGCAGGCUUCCCUCUCAACGACCAGCUGUUCGAGAUGAUAAUUCGCAGAUACAGUGAUGAAAGUGGGAACAUGGAUUUUGAUAACUACAUCGGUUGCCUUGUGAGGCUGGAUGCCAUGUGCCGUGCCUUCAAAACCCUGGAUAAGGAUAACAAUGGGACUAUCAAAGUCAAUGUUCAGGAGUGGCUUCAGUUGACCAUGUACUCUUGAGUCCAGACGAUGUCUCCUGCUUGUUAUACGGAACCACUUUGUUUGUCCACGCAGUCCAAAAUAUUUUAUCAACCAUCACAAUGUACUCCACUUAUCAAUGUAAAAAAAAAAAAUCUCCCACAAGGCACAGUUCGAAUGGCUCCCACCUUUUUUCAAUAGACUGCAUGAUUGACAUGUCUACCUUUGUGCUAGUUUUUACACCUGUUGGGGCAGGUCAGUGUAUACCUUUUAACAAUCACAUAAGUAAUUCUCAGAAAAGGCUCCACCCAGCAUCAGCCUAAGGACUAACCAGAGGGUUGAUUUAACUUCAGGGGAAACAGUUAAUCAGUCCAAAAAGUUUAAAGGCUCUGCACACCCACAAGUGUUUUCAGGUAUUAAUGCUGAGUAGAGCUCUGCACAGGCUGAAGCUGGGUUGUAGCUAUUCACAGAAUUGCAUGAUGUGACGAAAUUCCAUUUAAUCCUAAGAGUCAUGAGGAUGUUAGUUGUACCACCCCGACAGUUGCAACAAAGUUUACAGGAGUGUUGGGAAAAUGGCUGUCAGCCAAUCAUAACACACCCACACAGCCCUUAGAAAAGGUCACAUUGGGUAAAAUAGGGAAGCAAAUUCUUCUGUCUUUGCAGAGACUUUGAGAUGGCUGUUGUAAAACUAUAGAUAAAUCUUACUAUUUGUUAGACCACAGUUAUACUCAGUGUCUUUGUGAAACCGGGCCCACGGCCACUGAUGAAAGAUUCUUGUUCACUAAAACAUGUGAAACAGCUUAUUAUUUUGAGUGUUGGGGGGAUGUAUAAGUUAUGGAUCACCUGCACCAAAACCUAUCACAAGCAGAUAGUGGUUUAAUGAUUUACACACUCCAAUAUUCUGCAUCAGAGUUGCACUGUAUAUGCACAACAGUCAGGAAUGCUCAUGCUGACUACAGCCACUAGAAGCUCUAAAUAAUGAAUAAAUCUAAAAUCCCAAACUGUCUUUUAAGUGACCUGAUAUUAAAGUUAGUUUAUUAAUGUAUAUAUUCAAUAUAUCAGCUUUAUAUCUCCUCUGUAAUAGUAAUGUACAUUAACAUCCCAAGAGAUAAUGUCUUUGCCAUAGCAUUCUGUAUGUCUCAGUUAACUGAUCACUUUAUCACUGUGUGCUUAUUCAAAAUGCCUGCGCCAGAUAAUUGCCAGCACAAUGUGUGAAUUUAUCGUAUAUAAUAGAUGUGUAUGCCACUAAUGCAAGCAGCCAAUAGAAAAGAUGCAUUAAUAAGGGUUUUUAACCAUGUAGUUGUAGCCACUGUCAUUAAACUGUUACUGAAAAUCUUUGGUAAAAUAAAUACCUGUGCCAUAUUUGGAAUAAAAGGGUAUCAGAAAUGAA
This is a messenger RNA of Seriola aureovittata, 2144 nucleotides long. It is a transcript of the gene capns1a, whose product is annotated as calpain, small subunit 1 a. The record is from RefSeq and is a predicted model, not a curated record. The coding region runs from base 146 to 796 and encodes 216 amino acids. Lineage: Eukaryota; Metazoa; Chordata; Actinopteri; Carangiformes; Carangidae. The transcript has 11 exons. Gene Ontology annotation, molecular function: calcium ion binding.